AAAAGCUAAUGAAGCAGAUUGGUGUGAAAAAUGUGAAGCUUUCAGAAUAUGAAAUGAGUAUUGCUGCUCAUCUAGUGGAUCCUCUUAACAUGCAUGUUACUUGGAGUGAUAUAGCAGGUUUAGAUGAUGUCAUUACAGAUCUGAAAGACACAGUCAUCUUACCUAUCAAAAAGAAGCACUUGUUUGAAAAUUCCAGGCUUCUGCAGCCUCCAAAAGGUGUUCUUCUCUAUGGACCCCCAGGCUGUGGUAAAACGUUGAUUGCCAAAGCUACAGCUAAAGAAGCAGGCUGUCGAUUUAUUAACCUUCAACCUUCAACGCUAACUGAUAAGUGGUAUGGGGAAUCUCAGAAAUUGGCUGCUGCUGUUUUCUCCCUUGCCAUAAAGCUACAGCCUUCUAUCAUCUUUAUAGAUGAAAUAGAUUCCUUUCUACGAAACCGUUCAAGUUCUGAUCAUGAAGCGACAGCCAUGAUGAAAGCUCAGUUUAUGAGUCUCUGGGAUGGGUUGGAUACUGACCAUAGCUGCCAGGCUCUAAAACAGAGAGAAGCAAUCCUGAAACUGAUCUUGAAAAAUGAAAAUGUGGAUAGGCAUGUCGACCUGCUAGAAGUUGCCCAGGAAACAGAUGGGUUUUCAGGAAGUGAUUUAAAAGAGAUGUGUCGAGAUGCUGCCCUCCUCUGUGUCAGGGAAUAUGUGAACUCUACUUCAGAAGAAAGCCAUGAUGAAGAUGAAAUUCGGCCUGUGCAACAGCAGGACCUUCAUCGAGCAAUUGAAAAGAUGAAGAAAUCAAAGGAUGCAGCAUUUCAGAACGUUUUAACACAUGUUUGUUUAGAUUAAGAGUAAAGCUCAUUUGUACAGUCGAUGUGAUCCAAUUUGGUGUGACCUGUUAUUAGUGGAGAUAGAUUGGAAGGAGGAGUGCUCUUUAACAGCAAGGGAGUUAAUACAUUGGUUUUAUAUGUUCUAAGUUAUUGAGAUAUAGUGGAUAUGUAAACGGUAUUACUACUGGCCAGAAAUCAUGAGGUGGAACCAUGUAAUCCAACCUGGGUAUGUGCUUGUUUUUGACCUCUUUAGCCAUAUGUUCUUGCAGCCGUAUAGCAUCUAAGCUGGUCUUAAAGUGAUAGAUGAUUCAUAGGUCAUCUGUGAGAAAUGCGGAUGUGGUUAAGUGCUGGUUCCUAGAUAUAUGAGUGAAUGAGUGAGUGUGUGUGUGUGUGUGUGUGUGUAUGUGUUAAAUUUAUAUAGUCAUACAUUUUAUAUUGGCAUUCUGUAGAUA
Chrysochloris asiatica (Cape golden mole) is the source of this 1263-nucleotide messenger RNA. It is a transcript of the gene ATAD1, whose product is annotated as ATPase family, AAA domain containing 1. The record is from RefSeq and is a predicted model, not a curated record. Bases 9 to 830 code for a protein of 273 amino acids. Lineage: Eukaryota; Metazoa; Chordata; Mammalia; Afrosoricida; Chrysochloridae. Gene Ontology annotation, cellular component: mitochondrial outer membrane. Gene Ontology annotation, molecular function: ATP hydrolysis activity; ATP binding. The transcript has 7 exons.